Molecule: messenger RNA, 1409 nt
Organism: Sphaeroforma arctica JP610
Lineage: Eukaryota; Ichthyosporea; Ichthyophonida
Exons: 2
Coding region: 28-378 (116 amino acids)
Biological process (GO): extrinsic apoptotic signaling pathway
Molecular function (GO): CD27 receptor binding
Source: RefSeq, a predicted model, not a curated record
AACACAGCAAGAACACACCAUCUCCUGAUGAACGCCAAUUCCAACCAAAUCGCACAGACGGGUAGCUUACCCAUGGCCACGCCGAGUGUGCACAAGUGUUGGGUGUGCAGUGUGAUGUCCGAAUGCGCUGAGUGUGCCUUCUGCGAGCGAGAGACAUGUGAGCGAUGCCAACGCCAGUGCGAAGGCUGUCUGGAGUCGUUCUGCUCGCUCUGCUCGACUACCAAUUAUGACGAAAAAUACGAUCGCACAUUCUGUUUAGACUGCAACGAAGAAGUGAGACGGUCUUCCCCAAAUCGCAAACCGGUCACUGGCUUCUCACAGCUGCCAACGCCUUUACAACAGCCAUACUUCAAACAACUACAGUACAAUUUCCAAUGAUGGUACCACUCAGAAACGGCUCAAUUUGACCGCACCGAGCAUAGUCCCGGCUGAGCAUCCGACAUAACUGAUCCUAGAUGAGUACAGUACGAAGCCUGUGGUAUGAAAAAUGAUGCGGUGCAAAUGACGAUAUAGCCCUACACCUACCAAGUCUAGUACAAUCGCGGCUAAAUAUACGGGAUAAUUAACCCGUAUGGAUGCAACGUCGCCUUACUGCGAAAAGUGUUAGCACAAAACUGACGUGCUGCGGUCGUCAGAAUGUAUCCCUACCUGUUUGUCACCGCCUUAGAAGUAUCACAGACAGUCAACUACUAUAUGUUGUACCCACAUAUACAUGUCAUCUACAAGUAGUACGGAGAGCACGCGAGCCCAUCAAUAAGUACCAUUGCUGGCUACUGGAUGACGCUACAUGACCCUUGACCUUAAAACGUUCACCAACCAAGUGACCGGAGAGUUGAAUCCCGAUGCCAGAUUGCGCUGGAAUUGGUUAGGCAGGCCUGCUAUGUAUGUAUCAUAUGUGUUUCAAACAGUGGGCGCUCCUGGCAGAUAAUGUGUUGCUUUGUGUAUCCAGUAGCCGCAAGACUAUUCCAUCCACUCGACCGUACGCCGACUUGUUUUGGGUCGGUGUAUGACUGUGAUAGCUAUCUAUGGAGUGUAUUAGCGUGCCAGAAAUAUGAGCAGGUCCUGUGAGCAAUAGUGCCUCAGCAACAAACCCGUGUGUAACUGCUCCUGAGGUAAGGUAGCAAUGCUGGGUGUUACCACGGGUGACCCACGCCAAAAACUGAGUACUCGGUCUGCUCGGAUGUGCAAGUGUAAGGAGGGGCUUAAAAUUCCGACCUGAAGCUGUGGAAGUACAGCAGGAUCAAAUAUACCAUAGCUGAAUCUGAGGCUGAAUCUAGUUGAGUGCCUAAUAUGUUAGGCUUCCGUUCAGGGGAGCAAAUGCGCUAACGUCGAGCGCGAUAAUAGCCAUGAGCUAAAAGAUAUGUGUCAAUAAAUCGGACCUCCACAAUCAUUUGUUGAAGAGAUCAAAC